Rhodamnia argentea is the source of this 1448-nucleotide messenger RNA. Its product is annotated as large ribosomal RNA subunit accumulation protein YCED homolog 1, chloroplastic. Bases 378 to 1343 code for a protein of 321 amino acids. Lineage: Eukaryota; Viridiplantae; Streptophyta; Magnoliopsida; Myrtales; Myrtaceae. The record is from RefSeq and is a predicted model, not a curated record. The transcript is spliced from 3 exons.
ACGAGAACAAUUUUCUAAUCUUCGAUUUUAUUCUUUGCGGUUUGUCUUCCGGCGGGACCAGCUAAGGCCCGAGGCUCCCUGUUUUCUGGCCUGCUCUCUGCUCUACACUCCGCUGCCUCUUUCGUCGCCCUCUCUCGAUCUCCCGCCGUCGCCUCCGCUCCCGUCGGCCGUUUCCGCCGCCGCCGCCGCUCAGUUCUUCACUCGGCCUCGCUUCUUCAAAUGAUUUAAGAACCACCCAUUUAUUAUAUAGUUGGUUGCGGGCGUGCAAUCUAGUUUGGCGGUCGAGAAUGUUGUCUCCUGCUCAUUCAUCAUUCUAGGCUUCCAGUCCAAUUCUGAACUAGUUCUUCUCUGUCCUUGUUAAUUUUGGGACUUCUAAGAUGUCUCCUUUGACCUCAUCGUUAGUAACAGUUCCCUUCUGUUCUGGCAUGUAUAAAUUGUAUAGCUUGAAAGCUCAUAAGAGUACUUCUUCUGUCGUAAGAGUUCCUGCUUCUUGCCAAGCUUCAUGCGGUGUUACCGGGCAUAUGCACAGAGUUUUCAUGCGCCAACCUUCAGACAGUUUAAAGCGUGCUCCAAGAGAUUGCGGUUCUCAGUCCUUCACUGGUGAUGAUACUUCAUUUUUUGAUUGGGGCGACCUAGAGCUGGAUGGCGAUGAGGAUGUGGACUCUCCGUGGGAAGGUGCUGUUGUUUAUAAGAGAAAUUCUUCAGUUUCACAUGUAGAAUACUGUACCACCUUAGAGAGGCUUGGGUUAGAGAAGCUUUCGACAGAGUUAUCCAAAUCUAGGGCCUCAGCGAUGGGAAUUCGUGUGACCAAAGCCGUGAAGGAUUAUCCUCAUGGAACACCUGUACAGAUAUCCAUUGAUGUCAGCAGGAAGAAGCAAAAGUUGAGGCUUGACGGGAUACUAAGAACUGUCAUCACUCUUGGUUGUAACAGGUGUGGCGAGCCUGCCGCUGAGUGCAUAUACUCCAAUUUCUCACUUUUGUUGACCGAAGAUCCCAUUGAAGAGCCUGAACUUAUCGACAUGGGGGUCAUCUUUGGACGAGAUAAGUCCAAACCAUCCCCAGCUGAUGAGGAAGGAGAUGACGAGGAUGAGGGUUCUAUCGACCUGGAUGACCGGCUGUAUUUUCCUCCUGAAGAGAAGGAAAUUGACAUCUCGAAGCACCUAAGGGACUUGGUGCAUGUGGAGAUCACCAUAAACGCGGUGUGCGAUCCUAAUUGCAAGGGCAUGUGCCUCAAAUGCGGGACGAACCUGAACACCAGCAGUUGCGCUUGCAGGGAAGAUCCGGUGGAAAAGAAAGUUCAGGGCCCUCUCGGAAACCUUAGAAAGCAAAUGCAGCGGAAUUGAUAUUGAACCGGUGUAAUCGUAGCUUUUUGUUUGAUCCAUGCUUGUUGAUCAAUCGACAUUUUUUCUGUCAAUUAUGCAAGUGCUACAAAAUGAAGCAUUGAGAUU